Molecule: messenger RNA, 396 nt
Organism: Dentiscutata erythropus
Lineage: Eukaryota; Fungi; Glomeromycota; Glomeromycetes; Diversisporales; Gigasporaceae
Source: the annotation of a GenBank genome assembly
GCGAAAUUCUUGCAAUAAUGGGUCCUUCAGGGUGCGGAAAGACGACUUUAUUAAACAUUUUGGGUAAUCGUGUGGGAAAGCAAGGAGUUUCUGGAACGAUAAACUUAAAUGGUAAUAGAAUUAUUAAAGAAACAAAAAGAUUUGUGGCUUAUUGUUCUCAAAAUGACAUUUUUUUCCCACAAUUGACUGUUAGAGAAACUCUUUCCUUUACGGCUCGACUACGUCUUCCACGUGAAAUGUCCAGAAGUGAAAAAUUAAAACAGGUGGAAAACACUAUUCAAUUGUUGAAUUUAUCUAAAUGUGCAGAUACAAAAAUUGGUGAUAAUAGGGUUAGAGGAGUAUCUGGUGGUGAGAAAAAACGUGUUAGCAUCGCCUGUGAACUAUUAACUGAUCCAA